This is a messenger RNA of Suncus etruscus (white-toothed pygmy shrew), 2151 nucleotides long. It is a transcript of the gene CRTAC1, whose product is annotated as cartilage acidic protein 1. NCBI's taxonomy places the organism in Eukaryota, Metazoa, Chordata, Mammalia, Eulipotyphla, Soricidae. Gene Ontology annotation, molecular function: calcium ion binding. Gene Ontology annotation, biological process: axonal fasciculation. The record is from RefSeq and is a predicted model, not a curated record. The transcript has 16 exons. Bases 113 to 2050 code for a protein of 645 amino acids.
AGGCGCAAGGCCAGCCCGGGACCCGGGCUACGGAGCUGGAAAGGCGGCGCGAGCGAGCGAGCGCCCGCGCUCCGGCGCCCCAGGCAGCGGGGCUGAGCCGGCCGGCCGGAGGAUGGCCCCGAGCGCGGACGUCGGCGUCUUCAGAAUGUUUCUGUUCCUGCUACUGCUAUGGUUGCUGCCCACCAUGGAAGGUUCCCAACGGACAGAGCCUAUGUUCACUGCAGUCACCAAUUCAGUGCUGCCUCCUGACUAUGAAAGCAACCCCACCCAGCUCAAUUAUGGUGUGGCUGUCACUGAUGUGGACCACGAUGGGGACUUUGAGAUCGUGGUGGCAGGGUACAAUGGCCCCAACCUGGUCCUGAAGUACGACGGGACCCAGAAACGGCUGGUGAACAUCGCUGUGGACGAGCGCAGCUCCCCCUACUAUGCACUGCGUGACCGACAGGGCUACGCCAUCGGGGUCACAGCCUGCGACAUUGACGGAGACGGCCGGGAGGAGAUCUACUUCCUCAACACCAAUAAUGCCUUCUCGGGGGUGGCAACAUACACAGACAAGUUGUUCAAAUUCCGCAACAACCGCUGGGAGGACAUCCUGAGUGAUGAGGUCAACGUGGCCCGAGGCGUGGCCAGCCUCUUUGCCGGGCGCUCUGUGGCCUGCGUGGACAGGACGGGCUCCGGGCGCUAUUCCAUCUAUAUUGCUAACUAUGCCUAUGGCGACGUGGGCCCCGACGCCCUGAUUGAGAUGGACCCUGCAGCCAGUGACCUCUCCCGGGGCAUUCUGGCUCUUCGUGACGUGGCUGCUGAGGCUGGGGUCAGCAAGUAUACAGGUGGCCGGGGUGUCAGUGUGGGCCCCAUCCUCAGCAGCAGUGCCUCAGACAUCUUCUGUGAUAAUGAGAAUGGACCUAACUUCCUCUUCCACAACCGGGGUGAUGGCACCUUUGUAGACACAGCAGCUAGUGCAGGUGUGGACGACCCUCACCAGCAUGGGCGAGGGGUGGCCUUGGCUGACUUUAACCGAGAUGGCAAAGUAGACAUUGUCUAUGGCAACUGGAACGGCCCGCACCGGCUCUACCUGCAGAUGAGCGCUCAUGGGAAGGUCCGGUUUCGGGACAUUGCCUCACCCAAAUUCUCCAUGCCAUCCCCCGUGCGAACUGUCAUCGCCGCCGACUUUGACAACGAUCAGGAGCUGGAGAUAUUCUUCAACAAUUUUGCCCACCGCAGCCCCUCAGCCAACCGCCUCUUCCGUGUCAUCCGUCGCGAGCAUGGGGACCCACUCAUUGAGGAGCUAAAUCCUGGUGAUGCCGCAGAGCCUGAGGGUCGGGGCACAGGGGGCGUGGUGACUGACUUUGAUGGAGACGGCAUGCUGGACCUCAUCCUGUCCCACGGGGAGUCCAUGGCUCAGCCGCUGUCUGUCUUCCGGGGCAACCAGGGCUUCAGCAACAACUGGCUACGCGUGGUACCUCGGACCCGGUUUGGGGCCUUUGCCAGGGGCGCCAAGGUUGUGCUCUACACCAAGAAGAGCGGAGCCCACCUGAGAAUCAUUGACGGGGGAUCAGGGUACCUGUGUGAGAUGGAACCUGUGGCACACUUUGGUCUGGGAAAGGAUGAAGCCAGCAGCGUGGAGGUGACCUGGCCAGAUGGCAAGAUGGUGAGUCGAAGUGUGGCCAGCGGGGAGAUGAACUCGGUGCUGGAGAUCCUCUACCCCCGUGAGGAAAACAGAGUUCAAGAAGUGGCCCCUCUGGAGUGUGGCCAAGGAUUCUCCCAGCAGGAAAAUGGCCAUUGCAUGGACACCAAUGAAUGCAUCCAGUUUCCAUUCGUGUGCCCACGAGACAAGCCUGUGUGUGUCAACACAUAUGGAAGCUAUAGGUGCCGGACCAACCGGCGGUGUAGCCGGGGCUUUGAGCCCAACGAGGAUGGCUCGGCCUGUGUGGCUCAAGUGGCCUUUUUAGGUAGGUAUCCUUCUGCCGCCUUUAGAAUCUCUGAGCCUCUCUCUUGGGCCUUAUAUCUUUCUCUAGGCCUUGGACUUUGCCUUCAGUUAUAUGCACUUUAAUCCUGUCAAUAAAGGAAAAAAAACUGAAAAAAAAAAAACUACAAUGUUAUUUCUGCCUACAGGUUUCUGCUGGGAAGUCCUGGCAGCUGAGAUAGAAAUAC